AUGGCAUCCACAACAUCGAACGGGCCCAACGGCAAGCCGAGCUCCUGGCACGGUGCAGGAGCUGCUGAGUUCGACCUGCGAAGCGACACAAUGACGAAACCCACUCCGUCAAUGCUGGAGGCUAUCUGUCAAACCACCCUCCUAGACGAUGUAUUCGGCGAAGAUCCCGUCACGAAUGACCUACAAGCCUAUGUCGCACGACGUACAGGUCAUGAGGAUGCGCUGUUGGUGAUGUCGGGUACGAUGGGCAACCAGGUGGCGCUGCGGACACACCUGGCGCAGCCGCCAUAUUCAGUCCUGUGCGAUCACCGCUCCCACAUUGUCUGCUACGAGGCGGGAGGGGUUAGCUCCUUGACCGGAGCGAUGGUCCAAACCGUGGUUCCGAGGAAUGGCGCCUACCUCACUCUCGAGGACAUCCAGAAAUACGCCGUGCUGGACGACGAUAUCCACCACUGCCCGACCAAGGUGAUCAGCCUGGAGAAUACCCUUGAUGGAAUGAUUAUGCCUCUGGCUGAGGCACGGCGAAUCACGGAGUGGGCCCACUCCAACGAUAUCAAGGUGCACCUGGACGGUGCCCGGUUAUGGGAAGCUGCGGUAUCGGGCGCGGGCAGUCUGCCCGAGUACGCGGGCCUUUUUGAUAGUGUCAGCCUCUGCUUCUCGAAGGGUCUCGGCGCCCCUAUUGGUAGCAUCAUCGUUGGGUCCUCCGCGUUCAUCAAGCGGGCCCGGUGGUUCCGCAAAUCAAUCGGUGGAGGCGUUCGACAAGCCGGUGUGAUCUCUGCAGCCGCACGGGUGGCAGUCGAGGAGACCUUUGGCCCCGAGCCCAAUGGACAGGGAGGAAAGCUGGCGGAAACACAUGUCAAGGCCAAACGGGUAGCGGAGAUGUGGACCAGCCGGGGAGGUAAGCUGCUGCACCCCGUGGAGACGAACAUGGUCUGGAUUGAUACGGAGUCCUCUGGACUGGGACCCAAUGACCUGGCGGAGAUCGGAAAGACUAAGGGUCUGCAAUUGCUGGGAGGACGGAUUGUCGUUCACUACCAGGUGUCUGAGGAGUCCCUUUCCCGGCUGGAGGAGGUGUUUGAUGUGGCAAUGAAGGGGGACUUCCAACGGAGUGACGUACAGAGUCGGCCGUAUGGAAGCAAGCAGCUGUAG
Aspergillus terreus NIH2624 is the source of this 1149-nucleotide messenger RNA. RefSeq names its product threonine aldolase GLY1. The transcript is spliced from 3 exons. Gene Ontology annotation, cellular component: cytosol. Gene Ontology annotation, biological process: glycine biosynthetic process; L-threonine catabolic process. The record is from RefSeq and is a predicted model, not a curated record. Gene Ontology annotation, molecular function: L-allo-threonine aldolase activity. Bases 1 to 1149 code for a protein of 382 amino acids. NCBI's taxonomy places the organism in Eukaryota, Fungi, Ascomycota, Eurotiomycetes, Eurotiales, Aspergillaceae.